Messenger RNA from Cadophora gregata, 1365 nucleotides. RefSeq lists its product as uncharacterized. Bases 1 to 1365 code for a protein of 454 amino acids. The transcript has 3 exons. Gene Ontology annotation, molecular function: FAD binding. The record is from RefSeq and is a predicted model, not a curated record. Lineage: Eukaryota; Fungi; Ascomycota; Leotiomycetes; Helotiales; Ploettnerulaceae. Gene Ontology annotation, biological process: secondary metabolite biosynthetic process.
AUGACCUGUCUCUCAGCAGCUCCCAUUUUUCUCUCAAAUCUCAAAGAAACAAAGUCAUCUUCAUCCAGCUUGGUCAUGUCUCCCUCACAGCCAAUGACAAUUGCAAUUGUCGGUGCAGGCAUCGGUGGCAUAACACUCGCCAUUGCCAUCUCAAAACACAAUCCCGAUCUGCAGCUCACGUUGUUUGAAUCACGAUCAGAAUUCUCUGAGAUCGGCGCUGGCGUCGGGUUCGGACCCAACGCAACUCAAGCCAUGCGGCUUAUAUCCCCAGAAGUCGAAGCCGUCCACGACAAAGUCAAAACACCAAAUUUAUGGCCUGAGAAAGACCAUAUCUGGUACGAUCUUCGCUAUGGAACUGGUCCUCAAGAUGGAGAAAUGAUAGGUGAAAUCGAAGCCAAAGGCGGAUUCAGGCAUUGUGGGGCCUCGAGGGCACAUUUCCUGGAUGGCUUGGUGGGGCUGAUUCCAGAGACCGUGAAAGUUCAAUUUGGGAAGAAAGUCAUAGACGUCACGGCUAAUGACCAGGAUGGGAAACUGCGAGUUGUGUUCGAUGACGGGGAAGUGUUUACCGCGGAUGCAGUUGUUGGCUGUGACGGCAUUCGAUCUGCUUGCCGUAAAAUCUUGCUCGGGCCAGAUGAUGAGAGUGCAAAGGCAGUCUACAGUGGGAAGUACGCAUAUAGGAAAGUAGUCGAUAUGAAAGAUGCCGUGGCAGCUGUUGGAACUGAAGUUGAGAAUCGAACGAUCUAUUCAGGUCGAGGUGGGCAUCUGUUGAUGUUUCCAAUCAGAGCCGGAAAAGCUCUGAACAUAGUAGUAUUCAGAGAUUCAGAUGGACGGCCCUGGACACAGCAUCAAUGGGUUAUUCCUAGCACUCGUGAAGAGCUGCUCAAAGAUUUCGAGGGGUGGGGAGAGAAGCCUAUGAAAAUCCUAGAAUUGAUGGACAGUCCCGACAAAUGGGCAUUGUUUGACCAUCUUCCUGCACCGACAUAUUCAAAAGGUAAUUUCUGCCUUCUGGGAGAUGCCGCUCAUGCAACUACACCCCAUUCGGGAGCAGGAGCAGGAUUUGCAAUCGAAGAUGCGCAUCUCCUGUCAGGACUCUUAGCAUCAGAGAACAUCAAAUCAGUUGAAGAUAUCAAAUAUGCUUUCAGAGCAUAUGAUGAAGUGAGGAGACCAAGAUCUCAGGAGCUAGUCAGGAGAUCACGGCGGCAGGGAAUGAUAUUGGAUCUACAAAAACCUGAUGGUGGUUUAGUAGACGGAGAAGAAUUGAGAAUCAGCAUGGCGAAGAAUCAAGAUUGGGUUUGGGAGAUUGAUUUGAGUCAGAUGCUGGAGCAAGGGACAGCGCUCUUCAGAACGUAUCCAAGAAGCUCCUAG